Vicugna pacos (alpaca) is the source of this 2609-nucleotide messenger RNA. The record is from RefSeq and is a predicted model, not a curated record. Lineage: Eukaryota; Metazoa; Chordata; Mammalia; Artiodactyla; Camelidae.
CUGGGGGCCCCCACAUGAGGCCUCCUUGCAGCCCCUCAGCCAGGCACGCACCGCACCUGGAUGCAGCGGGUGGCCAUGUGCUUCCUCCUCCUCCCUCCCCAGGACACCGCACCAGCCUGGGGAGCUUGUGCUGUGGCCUGACUGGUUGUCCAGGAAGCUGUUCUCUGGGCUUCCCAGGGUGACCCAUCUCCCUGAGCGCUGAGCGCUGUGCCUGUCACAGCCUCCUCCCUCCCUUCAAGCACGGGAACAGGCACAACUGGUGGGGCCACGCCUUCCUCAGCCCAGCCGCAGGUGGAAGGGGGUGAGGGAGGGGCCUCCCUCUCUAGGCUGUGUCAGCUUUACCCGCUCUGGCCUGCUCCCUGUAUCUGCACCUUCGUUUCCCCAAGUUCCCCUGUGGGUGCUCCAGACAAGGAGGCUCCUGGGAGCUGGACACCAGGUCCCCUCCCACCUGGGCUGCCGGAGCCCCUGGGCCUAGUCGCUUGCCUGGGACACUUCCCAGAUGGCUGCUACGGGAAGACAGGCCAGCCCGUGGUCACCACAGUCCAGGUUCACCAACAGCUUUACAGACUAAGGGACUCUGGCGAACCUGCAGUGGGCAGGCUGCUGCCAGCACCUCAAUUGCCACCUUGUACCCCAGCAGGAGACUGGGCCUGUGAGCACCCACUGCCAAGGGCUGGCACGUCUUGUCCUGGCAUGAGGUCCUGGGGAUAAUGCCACCUGCUUCCUGGACCAGGGAGGGCCUCAGUCCCCUCCCAUUUUGACUGCCUUUCACCCCUGACUGAACCCUUGGGGCUGGGGAGGCCCGAGAGCCUGGGUUCUGAGAGGCUGGGGCUGUGGGUGCCUCUGAGACCGUCCCUGUCCCCCCUACCCCCACUGCUUCUGCCCACCUUGCCUCUUUCUCCUUGCCUGGUGGUCUCUGCUAAAGUCUCCUUAGAUAUUAUGGGUCAUUAUAUGUGAGAAACAGACUCCGUCUCCCUUUCCUGGUGGAAGAUGAGCCCACAAGGUGGGUGAGGCAUGGCCAGGCAGCGUGUGGGCUGCACUGAGGCACCCCACCCCCUGUCACUGGGGCAACACCGAGGCCUGUGCUUACAGCUCACGUUAGCUUCCCAAGGGGCAGCUCAGUCCCCUGUGACGGGGGAGCCGUGUCCUGGAGAAGGGGCCUCAUUGCUUCCAUGGGAGAUGCCCCAGCCUGGGGCUGGGUGUUGAACGUAAGCCAGGCCCAGCUGCGGUACUGGGCCCAGUUAGACUCGGAGUCAAGGCUGGGUGGAGGGCUUGGGCUCCCUUCUCGUGCCUGUGAUGACAUGGAGCCUGUGUGCGGCCCGGGAGCCAGUUUCCAGUCUAUAAACACGGAGCGUGUGUCCCAGUGGCCGUGAGCGACCAAGGAGGCGGCGAGCUGGCCACACAAGUCCUGCGGCCUCAAUCCUCCGUGUUGCCCAACAGGCGGCUGGGGGCGGGCCACGGCCGCAGAUUAAAGGCCGCCUGGAGCAGACUGUGUGGAGACAGGUGCCCAGCAGCCCAGGAAGCCGGCCAACACCUGCCCCAGCUAUAGGCUUCACUGUCCCUGUGAGAACAUCACCAUGUCCAAGGCACCCCAGGCUGAGACCUUUGUCUUCCUGGACCUGGAAGCCACCGGUCUCCCCAGCGUGGACCCUGAGAUCGCAGAGAUCUCCCUGUUUGCCGUCCACCGCUCGUUGCUGGAGAAUCCAGAGCUUGACGAGUCUGGCGCCCCUGUGCUGCCCCGGGUCCUGGAUAAGCUCACACUGUGCAUGAGCCCGGAGCGCCCCUUCACCACCAGGGCCAGCGAGAUCACUGGCCUGAGCAAUGAGGGCCUGGCGAGGUGCCGGAAGGCAGGCUUUGACGACGCCGUGGUGCGGACACUGCAGGGAUUCCUAAGCCGCCAGGAAGGCCCUGUCUGCCUCGUGGCCCACAACGGCUUCGAUUAUGACUUCCCCCUGCUGUGCAUGGAGCUGCAGCGCCUAGGCGCCCACCUGCCCGGGGACACUGUCUGCCUGGAUACACUGCUGGCGCUGCGGGGCCUGGACCGUGCCCACAGCCACGGCACCCGGGCCCAGGGCAGCAAGUGUUACAGCCUGGGCAGCCUCUUCCGCCGCUACUUUCAGGCGGAACCGAGCGCGGCCCAUUCGGCUGAGGGGGAUGUGCACACCCUGCUCAUGGUCUUCUUGCACCGAGCCGCCGAGCUGCUUGCCUGGGCCGAUGAGCAGGCCCUCAGCUGGGCCAAUGUUGAGCCCAUGUAUGUGCCACCCGAUGGCCCGAGUCUCAAGUUCUGAGCCAGGGCCUUGAUGACACUGUCACCCAGGGCAAAGAGGCCCACUCCCUGCACCAUGGGCAGUGCCAGCCUCAACCGUUCAGCCAGGCCUGGAGUCCUGGAGCGGGCACCGGACCGCCACCUCGCUGCCCCUCCCCACAGCCUCUUGGCUGGGCAACUCUGGGCAGGGCAUCCACCAGGCUUUCCCCAGUCUCUGGCCUAACUCUCCCCAUAGCCCUGGAGCCUCCUCUCUGCCCUCCCCCAACCUGUGUUCCCAUGGACUUUGCUGCUGCUGGUUCCCACUCAUCACCCUGUCUUUCAAUAAAUAGUGACAACAGCUCAC